AUGAAUCCCGAGAGAAAGAACAUUCACAAUUACAAGUUUGUGGAACCUCAGUUGGCCGUCUUGAGAGGACUUGGGGCACGUUUAGACCUGGGACUCAAAGAUGAUCUCAAGGCGUCUUAUGGUAACCUUUUGGGCAUUCUGAACACCGAAGUCAACAUCAUUGAUGGGCACACUCUGGUGCAAGUUUACGAUCCUUCGUUGAUAUGCUUUACAUUUCAAGAUUACCAAUUGGCACCUACAUUGGUAGACUAUUCACACAUGCUGGGUAUUAGGAUCAAGAACCAAGUGCCUUAUGUUCGCACUAAGGAACUUCCCAAAUAUCAAGACCUUGCUGAAGCUCUACACAUAGGAAAGAAAGAAGUGGAAUUAAACUUGAAACCUAAGGGUGGAAUUCAUGGCUUCACCUCCAAGUUUCUACUGGACAAGGCUAUUGCCUUCGCCGAAGCUAGGAGUUGGACGAACUUCAAUGCCAACCUAGCUCUACUUAUCUAUGGGAUUGUAUUGUUUCCGAAUAUGGAGGAAUUCAUAGAUCUGGCUGCUAUUCAUAUCUUCCUAACUCAGAAUCCUAUUCUUACUCUUCUUGCUAAUACUUACUACUCCAUCCAUGUGAGGACUCAGAAGAAGAAAUGGACCAUCGUCUGUUGUGCCCCUUUGCUGUAUAGAUGGUUUAUUUCGCAUCUACCUAACAAAUUCCCUUUUGUUAAGAACAAAGACAACUUGAAGUGGUCCCAGCAGAUCAUGUCCUUGAACACCGAAGAAAUUUCUUGGUAUUCUCGAAUCUACGACGGUGUCAAGCUUAUCCUCAAUUGUGGGGAUUUUCCUAAUGUACCUCUUCUUGGUACAAGAGUGAGAAUCAAUUACAAUCCGAGGUUAGCACUACGACAACUGGGAUACCCUAUGGUGGACAAGCCCGAUCUCAAGAGUGUAGAAGGUUUCGUCUUAAAUGAAGGGGUCGAAGAGCCAGAACUAAUCAAGAAGAUUGUCAAGGCUUGGGAGCGAUUUGUCCUUAAGGAAGAGCAGAAAUGGGUAAGAAGAAUGGCAUCACCAAGGAAGCUUACUCUAGAUGGGUCAAAGACAAAGUUAGUGAGAUUUUGUUACCGUUUCCGCCUGAACCGUCCAUGA
Messenger RNA from Lathyrus oleraceus (garden pea), 1122 nucleotides. RefSeq lists its product as uncharacterized. The record is from RefSeq and is a predicted model, not a curated record. The coding region runs from base 1 to 1122 and encodes 373 amino acids. The transcript has a single exon. Lineage: Eukaryota; Viridiplantae; Streptophyta; Magnoliopsida; Fabales; Fabaceae.